AUGGAUCGAGCCAGCCAGCUGUACCAGAAAGCUACCGACGACGUCAACGAUCAAGACGCUCGCGAUGCGCAAGAUCUCGCAGCCCUGGGCCAUGCCCAGACCCUUUCUCGCAAGUUCAGCCUGCAGAGCAUGUUUGCCCUGGCCUUUUGCGUCCUGGGAACGUGGUCUACCAUGGCCCAGGACUUGGCCACCGGUCUGGCCAACGGCGGCCCGGUCGGUAUCCUCUGGGGCCUCGUUCUCGUCACCGUGUGCAAUACCUGCGUCGCCAUUUCCCUGGGGGAGCUGGUCAGCAGCAUGCCCACGGCUCUCGGCCAAGGCUACUGGAUCUCCCAGCUCUGGAACACGCGCUCGGGCCGUUUUGCGUCGUACAUGUGCGCCUGGAUCAACACGCUCGGCUGGUGGACUCUGGCGGCUUCUCAGAUUGCCUUCAUGACGCAGUUCCUGCUGUCGUUGAAGCUCAUGUUCGACCCGGACUGGGAGGGUGCCAGCAAGGGAUGGCUACAGUUCAUCAUCUACGUGGGCAUCGCCGUCACUUGUACCCUCCUCAACUACUGUGCGUGUCGCAAGGACUGGAUCCUCCCGGCCAUCAACAACUUUGUCGGAAUCACGUUCGCGGGCCUCUUUGUCUCCUUUUCCGUGACUCUCCUCAUCUGCGUCGGGACGAGCAGCAGGCUCUCGUAUCAGUCGGCUUCGUUCGUCUUUGGCCGCUGGAUCAACCAGACGGGAUGGGGCGACGGUGUCGUGUGGUUCCUCGGCCUGGUGCAAAGCGCCUACGGCCUCACCGCGUUCGACUCGGUUAUACACCUGGUCGAGGAGAUGCCAGCGCCCCGACGAAAUGCCCCUAGAACAAUGUGCCUCGCCGUGCUUUUCGGCGCUCUUUCCGGCUUCGUCUUCAUGGUGGUUUGCCUCUUUUGCAUCCAGAGCGUUGACGGAAUGCUGCAGCCCGCCGCGGGCAAUCCCUUUGUCGAGCUAUUGCUGUCCACCGUGGGGCCGACUGGCGGCGCGGUCAUGGUUGCGCUCUUCAUCUUCAACGGCCUGGGCCAGGUGUCGAGCGUGCUCACGUCAUCUUCCCGGCUGACGUGGAGCUUCGCCCGAGACGGCGGGUUCCCCUUCGGCCCCUGGAUUUCCCAGGUCGACGAGACGUGGAAGGUCCCCGGCCGUGCUCUGUGGCUGCAGUGCUUCAUCAUCUGCUUCGUCGGCGUGCUCUACCUGUUUGCCAACGCCGUCCUGCAGGCCAUUUUGAGCGUGAGCACCAUUGCUCUGACCAUCUCGUACGCGCUGCCGAUUGGGGUGCUAAUGGCGGUCGGGCGGGACAAGCUCCCCGCUGGCGGCGAGCUGAGGCUGGGCAGGCUCGGGCCCGUUCUGAACUGGGUCUCGGUCGUCUACUGCUCCAUCACGACCGUCUUCUUCUUCUUCCCAAGCUCGCCAGAGCCCGCUCCAAGAGACAUGAACUUUGCCAUUGCCGUGUUUGGCGUCAUGCUCGUGCUGUCGUUGGCCUUUUGGCUCGUCCAGGGCCACGAGACGUUCAUGCAGCUGGGGCAAGGGGGAGAGCCAGUCUUGUACGCGCAGCACUGCGGAUCGAGCCAGGAUGGCACCUCUUCUGCCGAGCUGCGCCACUCAUCAGCGUCGGUUCAGCCGCGCAAGCACACCACCAAGAUGCGAGUUUCCGCUGGCGACUGA
Ustilaginoidea virens is the source of this 1680-nucleotide messenger RNA. RefSeq lists its product as uncharacterized. Gene Ontology annotation, molecular function: transmembrane transporter activity. Gene Ontology annotation, biological process: transmembrane transport; amino acid transport. Bases 1 to 1680 code for a protein of 559 amino acids. Lineage: Eukaryota; Fungi; Ascomycota; Sordariomycetes; Hypocreales; Clavicipitaceae. Gene Ontology annotation, cellular component: membrane. The record is from RefSeq and is a predicted model, not a curated record. The transcript has a single exon.